AUGGAAGAGCAAGAAGAAAAAAUAUUUGUCCCGAUUCCCAUUCAUUGGAAUUCCGUUGGUCCUGGGCUAAGCCUUAUUGCCCAGCUCUCCAAUGAACUUCUCGCUGAAAGAGAGAAGUGUGCGCAAUUAUCUCAAGAACUGGAAUCAGAAAAAGUAAAAUAUCAACAACUAGAGUCCUGCUUGUCUUCCUUCGUACCCGAAGAUAAAGCAAAAAUGCCUAGAAUUGAGAGCUGAAACUCAAUUGCAAGCACCGCUGCAGAGUUUGAAGAUGAAAAACCGCUGGUUGGAAUAUAUCCUCCGCAUGUAAGAGAGCAAAAAAUUUUAAAAUAUAAAAUGAAGCUUAAAAAAUACAGGCAAAAAGUGAGGAUCUCAAGAUCAUUCAAGGGCAGGAGUGAAACUGCGAAGCAAAAACUGAGGGUCAAAGGAAAAUUCGUAAAAAGCUUUGACAAUAAUCUAAAUGAUUUGUAA
Molecule: messenger RNA, 468 nt
Organism: Blepharisma stoltei
Lineage: Eukaryota; Ciliophora; Heterotrichea; Heterotrichida; Blepharismidae
Source: the annotation of a GenBank genome assembly